UGUACAAUAGAAGUACAUGUUAUUUAACAUUUAACUUCAGUUUAAAUUUUUAACUGCGAUGAAAAUUAAAGUUUUUAAUUUAUUCGUUUAAUGCUAUCUACGGAGUGCAAACGGUAGUUAAAAUUUAUAUAAUUUUGUGUUAUGAUCGCCGUUAACUUACUUUGUAUAUAUAUCCAAUAAACGUACAUUUUAAUCAUGUCGGAGAGUGUAGAAGUUCAAAUUGAAGAUCAAGAAUUCCAAUUGGAACCUGACAAUGAACUUAGAUUUGAAGUCGAAAACAAAAAUGAAACAGUUGUAUUAGAAUUAAAAACUGGACUAGCAGAAAUUUUUGGAACAGAAUUAGUAAAAGGUAAAUCAUAUACAUUUUAUUUUGGAGCGAAAAUUGCGGUGUUCACAUGGCAAGGAUGUUCAUUAAAGUUACGAGGAAAAAAAGGAAUUAGUUAUAUAUCCAAAGAGACCCCAAUGAUGUUUUACUUAAAUUGUCAUGCGUCAUUAGAACAAUUACGAGUAAAAUCAGAAAAUGAAAAGAUAAGAGGUCCUGUUACAAUGGUUGUUGGGCCAACUGAUGUGGGUAAAUCUACUCUCUGUAGAAUACUACUAAACUAUAGUGCACGGAUGAAUUCUCUUGGACGUAGACCCAUCUAUGUAGACUUGGACCCAGGUCAGGGACAAAUAUCAGUUCCAGGAACAAUUGGAGCAGUCAUGGUUGAAAGGCCAGCUGAAGUAGAAGAAAGUUUUUCUCAAGCAGCUCCACUAGUUUAUCAUUAUGGACAUACAAACAUGAAUUUUAAUUCAACUUUGUACAACACUUUAAUUUCUCGAAUGGCAGAAGUUAUUCAUCAACGAAUGGAUGACAAUCCUAGAAUAAACAAUUCUGGAUUAAUAAUUAACACAUGUGGUUGGGUAAAAGGAAAAGGUUACCAGCAUUUGACCCAUAUUGCACUUGCUUUUGAAGUUGAUAUUAUUCUUGUACUCGAUCAAGAACGAUUGUACAAUGAACUAGUGAGAGAUAUGCCAGUAUUUGUCAAAGUUGUUCUUUUACCAAAAAGUGGUGGAGUAGUUGAAAGGAAUAACAAAUUCAGAAUGGAAGGUAGAGAGGCACGUGUUCGAGAAUACUUUUACGGUACUCCUAGGAAUGUACUUCAUCCACACACCUGUGAAGUAAGGUUUUCUGACAUAAAAGUUUAUAGAAUUGGAGCUCCGCCUAUUCCAAAUACAUUGAUGCCAUUAGACAUGCAAAAAACUGAUUUAGAGACAAAACUUGAACCUGUUACGCCUGGGCCAAAUAUGAUGCAUCACAUUUUAGCUCUAAGUUUCAGUACAACGGUAGAAGAGGAUGUUGUUAGGACUAGUGUGGCAGGUUUUGUUUGUGUAACAAAUGUUGAUACCUCACGACAAAUGUUAACUCUUUUGUCACCUCAACCAAAACCUUUGCCUGAAACAAUUUACCUCAUGUCAGAUGUACAGUUCAUGGACAAUAAUGCUUAAUGCUGUGUGUUUCAUAAGAGCCAGAAAAAUAUUUUAUGUAUUAAAUAUAGAUACAGUUAAUUAUUAUU
This is a messenger RNA of Melanaphis sacchari, 1556 nucleotides long. RefSeq names its product protein CLP1 homolog (gene cbc). The record is from RefSeq and is a predicted model, not a curated record. Gene Ontology annotation, cellular component: nucleus; mRNA cleavage factor complex. Gene Ontology annotation, biological process: tRNA splicing, via endonucleolytic cleavage and ligation. Bases 196 to 1488 code for a protein of 430 amino acids. NCBI's taxonomy places the organism in Eukaryota, Metazoa, Arthropoda, Insecta, Hemiptera, Aphididae. Gene Ontology annotation, molecular function: polynucleotide 5'-hydroxyl-kinase activity. The transcript is spliced from 9 exons.